This is a messenger RNA of Pelagomonas calceolata, 831 nucleotides long. The record is from the annotation of a GenBank genome assembly. NCBI's taxonomy places the organism in Eukaryota, Pelagophyceae, Pelagomonadales, Pelagomonadaceae.
AUGCCGCCGCGACGAGUCCUCUCGCUCCUCGCAAUUGCGCAAGUCAACGCGCUCGCCGCGACGACGACGAAGCGCCUGCCGCUCAUGCCCUUCGGCGCCGACGAGGUGCUGAUACCCGGGCAGAGUCGCUACUUGCAUCUGUACGAGGCGCGGUUCCUCAGCCUCUUCGAGUACUGCACGCGCGAGUGCGACGACGAUGUAGUUCUAGGAUUCUUCGCGGGCGACUCCGCACUCCUAAGGUGCGCGACGCGGGCCCGCGUCGACGCGUGGGAGCGGCUCGAUGUGGGCGUCGGGGUGACGGUGCGCGGCGUCGCGCGCUGCACGAUUUCGGAUGUGGAGCGGUACAACGACCAGCCCUUCAUGGUCGCGGACGUUGGGGUUUUGGAGGACGCCGACGCCGUGAACGCGCCCUCGUCGGACGCGAACGAGGCCGCGGCCGUCGACGUCGUGUCGGAACUCGCCGACGAGGUCGACGAAUUGUCGUCGCGCCACGAUAUUGCUGCGAGCCGGGAGAACGAGCUCGCCGUCGACCCGCGCGCGAUGAACAGCCCCGACGAAGUCACGCGGCGGACGACGUCGCUGACGCAGCGCGCGGCGGAGCUCGCAUCUAGCGCUAGGCCGGGAGACUGCGACCGCAACGAGCUCCUCUCGUUCUUGGCGUUGGAGGGCGCGCCGCCCGACGUCAAGCUCAAGAUGCUCGCGUCGACGUCGCGCGCCGAGCGCCUCGCGGCCGCGCGCGGCGAGCUGGAGCGGCAGAAGGCCGAGCUCGCGGCGAAGGCGUCGCUCAAGUCCCUCAACCUGUCCUGGGGCGACGACGACGAGGGAUCCUAA